Suillus plorans is the source of this 1293-nucleotide messenger RNA. Its product is annotated as histidine phosphatase superfamily. NCBI's taxonomy places the organism in Eukaryota, Fungi, Basidiomycota, Agaricomycetes, Boletales, Suillaceae. The transcript has 7 exons. Gene Ontology annotation, molecular function: phosphatase activity. The coding region runs from base 1 to 1293 and encodes 430 amino acids. Gene Ontology annotation, biological process: dephosphorylation. The record is from RefSeq and is a predicted model, not a curated record.
AUGCCUGAUGUUCAUGGUGUCCUCAUUAUCGCCCGCAAUGGUGACCGCACGGAGUUUUACCAAGAUCCGUAUACCUACGAGCCCUCUUACACCGAGUCCACACCUCUCGGCGCUGUAGAAUCACACCAGCUUGGCUGCCAUUUGAGAUCGACGUACCUGAACCCCUCUUCCCCGUCGCACAUCCAAGGCAUUCGUGCUGACCUCGUGCAGAACGAUCAAGUGCUUGUCCAUGCCAAGGCUGGUGGAGAAGGCACUGCAGUCUUUGAUAGUGCCAUAGCCGUCCUGCAAGGCCUCUUCCCGCCAAAUUCUGGCAACCUGAUCCACCUCGCCAACGGAUCGGAAAUUGUCACUCCACUCGGGGGUUACCAAUACAUUCCAGUCGAAAUGGCCCCGAGCAACGUUGACCGCGCGCUUGAGUCCUGGACUGAGUGUCCGGCAUUCGAGCAGCACAUCAAGAGCGUGUAUGCAUCUGAGGGAUUCAGGGAGACAGUGAAAUCUUCAGGACCUUUCUUUGGCGCCGUUCGCGACUACGUAUUCGGGAGGUCUACGGCCUUGGAAAACGCUAUCUAUGACUUCAUUAACGCGCAACUUACGCACAACCAAACCUAUGCGUACCGUCUUCCGCCAACUUUCAUUGAGCAGGCCCACGGAUAUGCUAACUACCACGAAAACGCGAUCUUCUCGGAUAAGGAAACUGGUGGAAUUGGAAAUAUUGCUGGUCGUACUAUCCUUAACACCAUUCUUCACACCCUUCAACGCAUCACUUUUGACGAGGACCCCUUGAGGUUGCUUCUCCUUGAGACGAGUUACCAGCCAUUCAUCUCGCUAUUCCACAUGCUGGAGUUAGUCAAUGAGCACCCUCAGCUCGCUGCUAUUCCGAACCAUGCAUCUGCCCUUGCCUUUGAGAUUCUUCGUGGACCUCCACCUGAACUUCGCGAAUUCCUCCGCAUCAAGUUCAAGAACGGGACCAACGAGGAAUUCCAGACUUAUCCUGUUUUCGGUCACCAAGGAGACAUAGCGGUGACAGAAUUCUUGUAUCGCCUCGAGAACUUUGCUAUCUCGAGCCAAAAACAAUGGGAAUCUGCGUGUGGAAUCCAUAGCGGCUACUUCGGCAUCACGUCUGCUACUGAGAGCAUGAACAUGCUGUUCGCUGCAUUCUCAGUAUUCUUGCUCCUUGGUGUGUUUGUUCUGUCAUGGUUCAAGCGCAGGCGGGACACAUAUGUUCCUGUUCGUGAAGUGGUGAGUCGCUUUAAUGUGUGCUGUGUUCGGUUGACUUACGAAUACGGCAUGUAG